Molecule: messenger RNA, 2673 nt
Organism: Anguilla anguilla (European eel)
Lineage: Eukaryota; Metazoa; Chordata; Actinopteri; Anguilliformes; Anguillidae
Product: zinc finger protein 678-like
Exons: 4
Coding region: 47-2569 (840 amino acids)
Biological process (GO): regulation of cytokine production; regulation of immune system process; negative regulation of transcription by RNA polymerase II
Molecular function (GO): DNA-binding transcription factor activity, RNA polymerase II-specific; RNA polymerase II cis-regulatory region sequence-specific DNA binding
Source: RefSeq, a predicted model, not a curated record
UCGUUUCCUUGCUGCGGCUGCUGUCUUCACACCACAGAGUUCCAGCAUGACUAGUUUCAACCGCGACUGCCGUGUCUAUAAUUUGCGAGAAAUGUCGACUUGUUCUUCUUUUCAGAUUCAAGUGGCAUCUAUCAUGGAGGUUUUAUCUAAAACGGCAGUCGCAGAAAUUACUAAACUAGUCGACGACGGGUCUGCUGCCUUACGUCUGGAAAUGUGCAGAAGCCAAAGAGAGAACGAGGCGCUAAAAGCUAAGUUACUUCUGAUGGAGAGAGAGCUUAGGACUCUGCGAGGGUGCAGAGAGGGAACGCCGGAUAAUGCUCUUAACAUCUCUUUUGAAGUUCACGUUUGCGACGAACUCGAAGCACAAAUACCUAAGGUUGCAGGGAAAGGAAAUGUCGCCGCAGAGAGAGUCUUUGACGAACGAUUGAGCUCAAGUCCGGCCAAAGAUGAGCAGUACGUCCACGUGGAGAUGAAAAAAGACGCCCCCGUUGCCUUGGAUAUAAAGUACGAGCCUGAAGACGGGGAGCAGGAUUGGUCAGAAUCUGUGCCGCUCAGCAAGGAUUGGCUGGAAGAGGACCCAAAGACGAGCCAAUCACAGGCAGAACAGAAAAUCUUCGAGGAGACUAGCUGUGGCACAUCAGAGGCAGCCGUAGCUGCUGCUAACGGUGGUGAAGGACCCCUCUGUGAGGAGGAGGAGGAGCUGCACAUGCAGCCCUGCCCUGCAGGAGACCCAGAGAAGGGGCUGCAAGCCGAACUGAAGCAGGAGCCCAACGGGGAGCCUCUCACCCCUGGACACCCCCUGCCAGGAUCUGGAGAGGGGCUGGAGGUCCAGUGCGCGUGGAGCAAGGCCACCAGAUCGGGAAAGGUUCAGGAAAUGCUCCGACAGCACGGAGGAAGCUCGGAGCCUGGAGGUGCGCGGUCAAACGACCGAUUCUCUCCUCGCCAUUACAGAGCUUCUCGGAGGCUGCGCUCUGAGAAGAACGAGGGCCCAACGUCACACCUCGAGCAGAAACAAAAUGGCCGCCCCGGCGGGGCGCCUGAUGCCAUUUCGGCAGAGAUGGCGGUCCCUCUGGGUUCUCCGGGACAGCGUGCUGGAAGCACCCUGUGCGAGGAGAGUUUCAACGCGUCGGCAGAAGCAGAGAGUCGCCAGAGAAUCGAGGGACGGGAGGAGUUCAUCUGCACGUGCUGCAGGAAGACGUUCCCGGAUGCUCUCGAGCUGCAGACGCACGAGGAGGAGCAGCACGGCACGGGGAAACGUUUCGGCUGUUCGGAGAGCAGCAAAGCUUUCGCUUGCUCCAGCGUCCUGGAAAAGCACCAGCGGAUUAACAGCAAGCGCGGUAAAAGCUUCUCCCAGAUCAGCAAUCUGAAAACUCACCAGAUUACUCACACCAGAGAGAAAUGCUUCCGCUGCACGGUGUGCAAUAAGAGCUUUGCCUCUCUCAGCGUUCUUAAGCGUCAUCAGAGUGGCCACUCAGGAGGGAAACCGCACAGCUGUGACGAGUGUGGGAAAAGGUCUGUCCGUCUCCAUGGCCUUAAGUCUCACCAGAGAGUACACACAGGAGAGAAACCGCACAGCUGUGACGAGUGUGGGAAGAGCUUUGUCCGUCUCGAUGUCCUUAAUCGUCACCAGAGAGUACACACAGGAGAGAAACCGCACAGCUGUGACGAGUGUGGUAAGAGCUUUCGCCAUCUCCAUAAUCUUAAGUCUCACCAGAGAGUACACACAGGAGAGAAACCGCACAGCUGUGACGAGUGUGGUACGAGCUUUUUCCAUCUCCAUGGUCUUAAGUCUCACCAGAGAGUACACACAGGAGAGAAACCGCACAGCUGUGACGAGUGUGGGAAGAGCUUUGUCCGUCUCGAUGUCCUUAAUCGUCACCAGAGAGUACACACAGGAGAGAAACCGCACAGCUGUGAUGAAUGUGGGAAGAGCUUUUCCCAACUGUGCACCCUCAAGUCUCAUCAAAGGGUCCACACAGGAGAGAAACCGCACAGCUGUGACGAGUGUGGGAAGAGCUUUUCCCAACUGACCAACCUCAGGACUCACCAAAGGGUCCACACAGGAGAGAAACCACACAGCUGUGACGAGUGUGGGAAGAGCUUUGCCCAUCUGCACACCCUCAAGACUCACCAGAGUGUGCACACAGGAGAGAAACCGCACAGCUGUGAUGAAUGUGGGAAGAGCUUUGCCCAACUGUGCACCCUCAAGUCUCACCAGAGUGUGCACACAGGAGAGAAACCGCACAGCUGUGACGAGUGUGGGAAGAGCUUUGUCCGUCUCGAUGUCCUUAAUCGUCACCAGAGAGUACACACAGGAGAGAAACCGCACAGCUGUGAUGAAUGUGGGAAGAGCUUUGCCCAACUGUGCACCCUCAAGUCUCAUCAAAGGGUCCACACAGGAGAGAAACCGCACAGCUGUGACGAGUGUGGGAAGAGCUUUUCCCAACUGACCAACCUCAGGACUCACCAAAGGGUCCACACCAGGGAGAAACCGUACGGUUGCACGCUGUGCGGCAAGAGUUUCUCUGACAAUCGUGCUGUUAAGAAACACAUACUUACUCACUCCUAGUGAGGAGUAAAACUGUAAUCUGACGUGUUUGUUGCUAGUUUGCUGCAAUGGUUGAUGCUAAGAUGCGUAGAUACAAUAAAGCAAAAAGGACAGUUUGUGAUAAA